Molecule: messenger RNA, 675 nt
Organism: Eimeria tenella
Lineage: Eukaryota; Apicomplexa; Conoidasida; Eucoccidiorida; Eimeriidae
Product: hypoxanthine-xanthine-guanine phosphoribosyl transferase, putative
Exons: 3
Coding region: 1-675 (224 amino acids)
Biological process (GO): IMP salvage; purine ribonucleoside salvage; guanine salvage
Molecular function (GO): hypoxanthine phosphoribosyltransferase activity; magnesium ion binding
Source: RefSeq, a predicted model, not a curated record
AUGGCGAAAGAACCCGCGCUGGGGAGCCCCCCGAUCUUCAUCGGAGACGAUGUUCGAUACAGCCCCGAGGAGUUGCUGCUGCCGAAGCAGUACCACAAGUACGUGGAAAACAUAAUAAUUCCGAACGGGCUGCUGAUGGACCGCGUGGAGAAGAUGGCGUACGACAUCCGGCGCGUGUACCGGAACAAGGAGCUGCACUGCCUGUGCCUGCUGAAGGGCUCGCGGAGCUUCUUCUCCGUGCUCUUCCAGCACCUCGCGAAGCUGAGCCUCUACGACGAAGACGCGACCUGCGCGCCCUUCUUCGAGCACUACCUGCGGGUGAGUUCGAGCGAAGGCGCUGCGAGCUCGCAGCGGCUGAAGGUGGUCAGCGACGACCUGCGCUGCCUGCGCGACAAAGACGUGCUCAUCGUCGAAGACAUCAUCGACACCGGCCUCACGCUCUCCGAGCUCACCAAGUACCUGCAGCAGUUCGGGCCGCGCAGUCUGCGCAUCGCGAGUCUCACGCUGAAGCGCACGCCGCGUUCCAACGGCCAGGCCGCGGACUUCGUCGGGUUUUCUCUUCCCGACAAGUGGGUCAUCGGCUUCAGCUUCGACUGCGACCAGAUGUUCAGGGACAUGCCCCACGUCUGCACCCUCAGCGACAACGGCAGGCGCCUCCUUGGCCUCAGCCCCUAG